Tetranychus urticae (two-spotted spider mite) is the source of this 1528-nucleotide messenger RNA. The record is from RefSeq and is a predicted model, not a curated record. NCBI's taxonomy places the organism in Eukaryota, Metazoa, Arthropoda, Arachnida, Trombidiformes, Tetranychidae.
UAUUUUAUUCAUGAUCAAUAUCAUAACGAUAUUGGAAUAAAAUUUUGAAUUGAGAUUUUAAUCAAGAUUUGAAUCGAGAUUGGGAUCAGGAUUGGGAUCUAAUAGAUUUGAAUGUUUUUUAAUGUUAACGGUUUUCAAUGUUGAAAGAUAAUGUAAAGCCAACCUUUACAAUUUAGUUAAUUGUUUUUGUUGAUUUGUGUGAAAUUUUUUUCUUUUUUAAUGUUUAUUAAAUCAUUAGGAUCAUCAUUAACAGUGUAUGGAAAUAGUGACAAUUGAUGAACAUCAUAAUCAACCACUUUCAAUCUUUUCAAUCAACUUCAUUUUGCUUGUAACAGCAACAGCCUUUAUAAUUUGACAAUUUAGUCUGUUUGAUUAUUUACACUUUUACACGAACCGUGAUCAAAUUAAUCACCAAUCAUUAAUCAUCAAUGAUACAUCUAAAUACAUUUUCAUCUCUAUCAGUAUUCAACACUUGAAAAGGAAAAUGUCAACCAACAAUGAACCAGAAAUAUUCAAAUCCAGUUUUAGAAGCCAAUCUUGGUUAAAUUAUUUAUGUCUUUGAACCCAUACGAGAGACUAAACGAUUGGUAAUUAGCUUUAAUAUAAUUUGACAAUUACAAGGAUGAUUAGCAGAAAAACGUCUGAGUGCAGUACAACAAACAGUUCAAUUGGUAGUACAAUAUCACAGGCUGGUGCAAAAACCGUUUGUUUCUAUUCACAUCGACGUCUCCAAUCAGCUUUACAUUAUUGUAAUUCGAUAAUUUUUUUAUUGUCCAUUCUACUUGGUAUAAUUGCUUAUGUUAAUUAUAAAACUUAUAUUGUUAAUAUUGACAGUGAUCUUAUUGUUCGAUAUGGUUACAUAAUGACAUCAGUAGCCUUGUGUGUAUCAACCAUCAUUGGAAGUGGAUCCGAAUUGAAAUCAUCACAUUUUGGUUUGGUUUUUUCUUCUUCAUUACAUUUUUUUGCUUUCAUGUUGACCUGUCUUUCACUGAUAAUUGGAAUUAUCGAUACUGAUAGAUUAUAUUUUUCAAUUGGAUCAGAGCUGGAGAGAUCAUUUUCAAGAGCGUCCAAGAAUUUCCAUCAAUCAGUGGCUCACUUUAAUACAAGUAUUGCUACUGACCAGAAAAAUCCCUUUAAUUCAAGUGUUACUUUGCCACCGCUUGUUGCCCGAACUAUGAGAGAGCACCAAUGUUGUGGUUGGUAUUGGCCACAAGAGUUUUGUAAAGCAUCAUCUUGUCCUGGCUCAUGUUGCCCUGAAACCAUGGAGGGACAAUCGAGUCGAAAAUGGGUUUCAGGAUGUUCCAAUGCUAACCGAUUCAAGGAUGUUUGCUUUGACAAAAUGAUUCUCAUCUAUAAAUCCGAUUUAAUCACUAUGCACACGCUUGCCGGACUCAUAAUUCCUUUGCUAUUUGCGAGUUCCAUUUGUACCAUCAAAUUGGCUCAAUAUGUUCAUGAAUUCGACUGAUAGCUAAUCUAGAUAGUCUACUUGACUCCUGUGAAGACAAGAUUAAAUGCAUUAACUGAUGAA